Messenger RNA from Zalophus californianus (California sea lion), 4209 nucleotides. It is a transcript of the gene RSKR, whose product is annotated as ribosomal protein S6 kinase related. The transcript has 11 exons. NCBI's taxonomy places the organism in Eukaryota, Metazoa, Chordata, Mammalia, Carnivora, Otariidae. The record is from RefSeq and is a predicted model, not a curated record. Gene Ontology annotation, biological process: protein phosphorylation. Gene Ontology annotation, molecular function: protein kinase activity; ATP binding. Bases 1 to 1308 code for a protein of 435 amino acids.
AUGGGAACAGUGAGCUGUCGGCAGGGGCAACAUGCCCCGGUGGCUGCUUCUCAUAAGCAGGGUGGCAACGUCCGGGGUCCCGGGGUCCGAGGCUGGAAGAGCCUCUGGUCAGGUGUGGGGACUACCAGGUCAGGCGCGGAAGAGCUGUGGGGACUACGGGCGCAUCAGUGCCCACGCCAGGAGCCCCUGCGGCCGGCCCCGCUGCUAAUAGAGAAGCCUCUGUCUGAGUGGCCAGUGCCUCAGUUCGUCAGCCUUUUUCUGCCGGAGUUCCCCAUUAGGCCCCUUAAGGGGCAUCACCAGCUGAAGGUAGGUCAGUCCCUGGAAGGGGUCUCAGUCUUGGGGAGACAUCUAGGAAUGGCCAGAGUUUCAAUUAUGCUAUUUCUCCAUUUCUCUGUACAGAUUUUAGGCCUUGUGGCUAAAGGCUCCUUCGGAACGGUCCUCAAGGUGAUAGACUGUGGCCAGAAAGCAGUAUUUGCAGUGAAGGUGGUGCCCAAGGUAAAGGUCCUACAGAGGGACAUCCUGAGGCAGUGCAAAGAGGAGGUUAGCAUCCAGCGACAGAUCAACCAUCCUUUUGUACACGGUUUGGGGGACAGCUGGCAGGGAAAACGGCACCUCUUCAUUAUGUGCAGCUACUGCAGUACAGAUCUUCACUCCCUGUGGUCCUCUGUUGGCUGCUUUGCUGAGGCCUCCAUCCGCCUCUUUGCUGCUGAACUGGUUCUGGUGCUGUGCUACCUCCAUGAUUUGGGCAUCAUCCAUCGAGAUGUGAAGAUGGAGAAUAUCCUUCUGGAUGAACGAGGCCAUCUGAAACUGACAGACUUUGGUCUGUCCCGCCACCUGCCCCAGGGAACCCGAGCCUAUACUAUCUGUGGCACUCUUCAAUACAUGGCCCCAGAGGUCCUGAGUGGAGGGCCUUACAACCAUGCUGCUGAUUGGUGGUCCCUGGGUGUCUUGCUUUUCUCUCUGGCAACUGGGAAGUUCCCAGUGGCUGCAGAGAGAGAUCAUGUGGCCAUGUUGGCAAGUGUGACCCACUAUGAUUUUGAGAUCCCAGCUUCUCUUAACCAGGGGCUCUCACUCCUGCUCCAUGAGCUUUUAUGCCAGAAUCCCCUCCAUCGUCUGCGUUACUUGCAUCACUUCCAGGUCCACCCUUUCUUUCGGGGUGUGGCCUUUGACCCAGAGCUCCUACGGAAGCAGCCAGUGAACUUUGUCAUGGAGACACAAGCUACCCAGCCCAGUCCAUCGGAGUCCAUGCUUUUCAAGGAUUUUGACUGUAACCUGGAGUCCUACCUGGUCCAUCCCAGCCUUGCUUGAGCCCCUCUACUGUAGAUUUGGGCCCAUCUGGGAACCUGAGGAUUUCCUCCACUGCCAACUCAGUAUGACCACUUUGAUGAUCCAGUUUGUUUUUAAUAUGUAGCCUCUUAACCAUUCUGUUCUACUUGUUGGGCCAGAGUUCAAAUCUUGGCCCGACCCCUCCCCACCCCCAGUACAACCCACCUCUCAAAUCAACAUCUCGGAUCAGAGUGUUGACCUUUUCCUUUGCUUCAUUUCUCCAAUGCUCAUACCCUGAAGCUUUCAGCCAGAGGCUUAUUCUACUUUUCCCAUUCCUUGUCUCUCUGCUAUAUUUCUUUUUUAUUAUUAUUAGAGGGCGGAGGGGCAGAAGGAGACAGAAUCUUAAUCAGGCUCCAUGCCCAGUGCAGAGCCUGAUGUGGGGCUCAAUCUCACAACCCUGAGAUCAUGAUCUGAGCCAAAAUAAAGAGUUGGAUGCUUAACUGACUGAGCCACCCAGGUGCCCCUGCCAUAUUUCCUUUCUUGAGCAAUAAUGACACUUCAUGGGGUCUCAAGGUGCUAUUUAUGUGUUUUUAAUAGGCUUGUUAGAAGCAGUAUGAAUGUUUUUCAAAGGUCUCAUAAGCUGGCAUUUUAACCCCUAAAUAUGCAGCUAAAACAUACCAUCUGGGGGCUGAAAGCCAGUCUGUAAUAAAUCUAAUUUUUAAAAAUUUCAAAAGUGAAUCUAAUAGCCUAAUGUGAGGAAAAGGAACUGAAACAAAUGUGGGUUAAAUGCUUUUUCUAGGGCUGAUUGGGAUAGCGAAUUUUUUUCCAAAACAAAAUCUCUUCAAAAGACAAGAUUCUUAAACUGAUCAUUUCCCUAGAUAGCCUAGGAUUCAGUUUCUGAUGGGCAAACCAAGGGAUUAAGAGGCGUUGACAUCAGCCUUAAGAUUUAAGAUUAGAUGUAUUUCAAGAACCUUUUCCUUUAGUAAGGAAAAUCAUCUGGACCUUAAAUUUGUAUAUAUUUCUGGCCUUUACUGACUUCAUUUUUCUUUAACUUUUCAAAACCUUCAUUUUUUAAAAAAAUUUAUGUAUUUAAGUAAUCUCUACACCCAAUGUGGGGCUAAAACUCACAAGCCCGAGAUCAAGAGUCACAUGCUCUUUUGACUGAGCCAGCCAGGGGCCCUUCAAAAUCUUCAUUUUUAUUAUUCUUCAGUUAUUUCUGAUCUCUCUUUGCAGACCAAAGAGAGUCUGGAACACCCUGUACACUUGUGUUUAUUAAUUCUGUUCCCUGGAUUAAGCCAGAUUUUCCCUGUACAUAGCUGGCAUUUUAUUGGCCUCUGCAAAAUUGCUUUUUCUGGAUUGUACUUUGGCAAUCUGUAGGAAAAUCCCUAUGAAAUUUAAUUGCUAUGGAUAUACUGUGAAGGGUGUUCACUAUAAUUCAUAAUGUUCUAUAUAAGGAUGCAUGGGAGAAAUUUCCUCUGGACCCAACUGCUUUUCCUGAAUCGCUGUCUGGUUUUACCUUAAAGACACUAAAUAUUCAACAGACUGUAUUUUUCUCUUCAUAUCAAUGCUAGGCCACUUAGAGCCUAAUUUGCAGUCCACUUCCAGCAAGUGUUUAGGACUUCAUGUUGUCUAUUUUGUAUGCUAGCCACAUUCUUGGUUCCAUCUUCCUUUUCUGCCUUUAUUUUCUUUUUAUUAUCUGCAUCUUUGCAAGCCUUUUUGGAACAAGGUUGGGAUAUACAUGAAUAAAUAAAUGUAACAUUAAUCCUUUUGAUUAUCUCAUUUGUUUCUCUUUAGAUACUUUUUUAGCUUUAUUACAUUUUUUUUUUUAAAGUUGUAGUGACCAGAACUGCAUAUUGGAUAAAAACUCUGAAUACUACAAAUAGGAAUUAAUGGUUUCUAAAGUAGUUACGAGUAUUAGACUGGUGCUUAGAUCCACCAAUAACUAUCUCAGAGUCUUUACACAAGUUAUUUUAACUUCCCUGGAUCUUAGUUUCCUAUAUAUAAAAAUGAGGGGGUUAUAAUCACUCGUUCUUGGUUGUGGCCGGGGGGGGCUUCUGAGUUCUGUGAUGCUUUUUCAAAGGGCAGAUGUGGAUGAUUUUAUGAUACUAGUCCAGUGUCUGGUCCAGUGUUAAUUAAUAUUCAGGUCACCUGACAUUAUAUAGUCUCUCUGGUCACAGCAGCAUAUUGGGUUAAGGUCUUUUGGACAUGGUCGAGAUGUCACUAGGGUCCCUUUCUUAGGAAAUAUUAGGUAGCUUUGGGACCAUAAUAGUUUGAAUCAUUUAUCAAAUGUGGACAUUUUUAAUGCACUCUAUUCAAAUCAGUGGGGCACUAUAGCAGUGAUUCUCAGGGUGGAGUAGAGGGGGGACAGAAAAUCAAUGUUUCAGAAAGUAUAAUUUGAAAAAGCACCAUCUUCACCCCUCAGUUUUGAUAUGUUCAUCCCUGGAAGGCAUUCUUUCCUGCCAUCCUCCACCCCCAUUUAGAAUCAUUGACUUAUAAAUACAAUACCUUUUAUUUAUCCACAUGAAAUUCACUUAAAAAAUACUUUUAUAUACAACCUGGUAUCUUUUAAGUUUAACUCUAUGCUUUUUCAUUACCUAGAAGAAAUCAGAUAUACCUAUCAGUAUGGAUAUUUUAUGCUGUACUCCCUUCUAUCUUUUCUAAGAAUGUAAGAUUAGUCUUAACACCAAUGCUUAUAUUCUUCUAGAAAAGUGUCUUUGUAGUUCUACUCAUUGUUUCUUACAUCUGAGUUUCUUUACCAUAUAUCGAUUUGUUCAUUUGUUCAUUAAUUUAACAAAUUGGUAAUCAUAAUUCCUUAGUUACUUCUUUAAAUAGUCUUCAAUGUAAAAAUCUUGUCAAAGCUUUUUCAAAAUAAAAUCAUAUUCACUGCAUUAUUAAUCCUGUUACGAGCUGAAUUGUGUCUCCACUGCACUCCCCCUCCCGCUU